Aspergillus japonicus CBS 114.51 is the source of this 387-nucleotide messenger RNA. RefSeq lists its product as uncharacterized. Lineage: Eukaryota; Fungi; Ascomycota; Eurotiomycetes; Eurotiales; Aspergillaceae. The coding region runs from base 1 to 387 and encodes 128 amino acids. The record is from RefSeq and is a predicted model, not a curated record. The transcript has a single exon.
AUGAUUUGGAUUGCUCCGGCCGCGGCGACGCCCCCGGCGUACCGGGGACACACGCGCGGGCACGCUGGCAAACAGCGGAACUCGCACGGCGGCUCCCCCCUGGAAUCUGAACGGAAGCGCUGGCCAGCGGCCAAUCAUCCACAGACCCCAGCGGUGCCGGGGGCCCGAGGGCCCCCGGGCUUCGGGUGCCUUGGGCGAGGCCUCGCCCUCUCGGGGGGGUCGACCAUCGCCCGCAGCGGGCGGUUGCCACCGCGCCCGGCGGUGGUCAGAUUUCCUGGUCCCCGGUACGCCGGGGGCGUCGCCGCGGCCGGAGCAAUCCAAAUCAUCCGAGAGGACCUACAGUACAUGCCGCCCCCCCCCCGGGGGCUUUCGGGCGCGCCCGGCUAG